GCCAAGAAGAAGUGUGGCAGAGGCCAAUUUUCUUUUUCGAGAAAUUCCUUCGCCCAAUCAUUUGUGUGUAUGGGGAAAUCGGAUGUGGAAUCAGCGGUGUUGAAUCAGCGCCCAGAAAGGAUCAGAGGGUCGAAAUUGGAUUCGUGAAUUGUUCAUCAUGGAAGACAGAGAGACACCCCGAUACGUUUCUCUCUGAGAGAACAAUCCGUGCGAGUGUCUGUGUAAUCUCGUUGACGGCAAAUCGACAAAGCCAUCGAGCGCAUCGGAACCCAAAUCUUUGCUACUGCCUCUGAAAUUUCGAACCCUCCUUGUGUUUUGAUCUCUAGGAGUGAAGGGAAGAGGGUGGCUUCUGAAGUUAUGUCAUCAUCUUAUCGAGUUCUUCCUAAGCCAUUUGAAGAAAAGUAUCCCAAAUUGCCUGUUUCUUGUCAGGGUUCUUCACAUAGUGAAGCCAUGAGACAUCCAAUUCCCAGGCAGGCCCCUCCGUUAGUUUCUGGCACUGUUGGGCAUUUGUUUUCAUCAUCUUCUGGAUUACGAAAUGGUUUUCCGUUGAUUCAACCUUUGUCUCAAGAGAGAAAUGCUGAGUUUUCUCGGUUCAUUUCGUCGUCUGCUAAUGAUGAACCGUUGUUGGGUCCUCGAGAUUCUUCCCAUUCAGAAGUGAUGACUAAUAACUUGAAUGAGAAUAAUGCAUCUUGGAGUGAUGAUACCCUUCAGGGUUUGCUUGAUUUUUCUGAGAAUGUUCCUGACCAGAAUGGUCAAGCGCAAAGCAUUGCUGGUGUGUUAAUGGCAGAUGAACAAGAUAAGAGGAAUGAUUGGCCUGAUUGGGCCGAUCAGUUUAUUUCUGUGGAUGAUGCUUUGGAGCCAAAUUGGAAUGAAAUUUUUUCUGAUGGUAAUGGAGGUGAUCCUAAACCAGAGUUGCUCAAAUCAUCAUCAGCUGGUUUCCAUGCUCCACAGAACCAAACGAAUCAAGUUGACUCUGUACCUACAGCAGAGUUUCAUUUGGUUUCUUCUAAUUCACUCUCAACAUCGACUAACCGACCUCGGAUGCGAUGGACACCAGAGCUUCAUGAGGCAUUUGUAGAAGCUGUCAAUAAACUAGGCGGCAGCGAAAAUGCAACUCCUAAGGGUGUCUUAAAGCUUAUGAAUGUUGAAGGCCUCACCAUUUAUCAUGUCAAAAGCCACCUACAGAAAUAUAGAACCGCAAGAUAUAAACCGGAGUCAUCAGAAGGAUCUUCAGGGAAAAAAAUAAAUCAUAUUGAGGAAAUGAAGUCUCUUGACUUGAAAACGAGUAUGGGGAUAACUGAAGCUUUGCGUUUGCAAAUAGAGGUUCAGAAGCGGCUCCAUGAACAACUCGAGAUCCAAAGGAAUUUACAAUUACGAAUUGAAGAACAAGGUAAGUACCUACAGGAGAUGUUUGAGCAACAACGAAAGAUGGAAAGCAAACUAAAGACCUCAUCAUCGAUCCUCGAGAACAUGCCUCGUCCUAAUGAUCAACCCGAAAAUUCAGAACAAGGUCAUGUUGCAGCUGGUAUGACCACGGAGAACGCUCGAGAAGAAGAUGGUUCGCCUGCUGCAAGUAGGAAGCAGAAGGCACAUGAAAGAGAAGCGAUCGAAUUGAGUGAAGGUAACUCUUCUUCCCCAGACACAAAACGAGCUAAAUCGGAUGCAACAGCUUUAUAGCAGUCUGUUUCGGAGUCAAGAUGUUCAUUGAUGGAGCUCUGAAACCAGGGAGAAUAUAAGUGUAUACCAAUCCUUGCAGUACAAUUGGAAACAAUUGGCUUCUUCCUUUAUUAUCAAGGUGGGAAGCCAUUUGGCAAUUGACUUAGGAGCUCUCCCAACUAAUUGUGUAUAAGAUUAUUGGCCUUAGUGGAUUGUGAUCUUCACACUCUCUCCAUUUUAUGCAUUGUCUCGAGUCUCGAUCUUGGUUCGGGUUUCGGGUUUGACUUGCUAUCGAACUUCGGACAAAAUAUUGUUGUUUUUACUUUUUUCUCAUUUGUUAGGUAAUAAAUAUUUGUAAGUGGGAAAAAUAUAUACUCCACUUUUGGUUUAAU
Molecule: messenger RNA, 2048 nt
Organism: Cucurbita moschata (crookneck pumpkin)
Lineage: Eukaryota; Viridiplantae; Streptophyta; Magnoliopsida; Cucurbitales; Cucurbitaceae
Product: protein PHR1-LIKE 1-like
Exons: 8
Coding region: 358-1677 (439 amino acids)
Molecular function (GO): DNA-binding transcription factor activity; DNA binding
Source: RefSeq, a predicted model, not a curated record